AUGGAGGGUGAUGGGUCGCAGCCCACCCAAGCUACCCAAAAUGUCCUUGACCCACGGCGCGUAGGCAAGCAGAACUCGGGAUUCUCAGACGAGGACAUCUCCGACAUCAUCUGCCUUCUCUAUCCCCACUCCGACUUCGCCCGCCGCGAGGUUCACCGUAUCGCCCGCGACCACUCGCAGCAUGUUGUUGGAAGGGAGGAGGCAGACGCCGUGGAGCCGGACUACGAGCAGGAGGAUAGGGCCGACCAGUUCCAACUAACGCCGCCUAAUAUCGAUCAUGCCAUCAUAUUGCGGCUCUCGGCCCAGACGAAGGACCCUCUCCACGGGUUUCUUUUCGGCCGCAAUGUCUCGCGCUGCGAUAUCUGCUUCGCAAACGACCCCAUGAAGCGCCUCAGCAACAUCCAUUUCCGCAUCUACGUUAAUGAGUAUGGGGUCGUCAUGCUCGAGGACCAGUCCACCAAUGGCACCUUUGUCGAUGGCACAUUGCUGCGCGCCAAGCCAAAGACGGCGAACGACAAGUGCGAUACGAGGAGGGUAUUGAGCCACGGUUCGCGGAUCAAGGUACUCAUGCAUGCCGAGAAGCACGACCUCGAAUUUCUGGUUAGGAUACCCAAACGGGUGGGCGAAUAUGAUAGGGCGUAUACCUCCAAGUUGGAACACUACUUUGCGGGCUUGGAAGAACUCCGCAACAAGCAGAACGAGACCAUCACCCCUGGUCCUGGGGGUCAUGUCGAUUUGUUCCCUCCAAACAGAAGACCCCAGCAAGCCACGACGCGAAGGAUAGCGCUGCCAUCCGGCACGACACAAGACAAUACAGAUCGGUUUCCGAGGGAAUGGGAUGGGUCUGGCAGGUAUAACCGUAUUGGUCAAAUUGGCAAAGGCGCAUUCGCCGUGGUUUACAAAGUGACGUCCAAGUUUGACGGAAACCCAUACGCUGCUAAGGAACUUGAGAAACGACGAUUUAUUAAGAACGGCAUCCUAGAUCAAAAGGUGGAAAAUGAGAUGAAGAUCAUGAAGAAGGUGCAGCAUCCCAACGUUGUGCGAUACAUAGAGCACUUUGACUGGGACAACCGGCUGCUCAUAAUUAUCAUGGAAUAUGUCGGCAAUGGUGAUCUCGGAAAGCUCAUUAGCAACAGGGGCCCCCUGCAAGAGCCAUCAGUGCAGCAGAUGGCUGCACAACUCCUAAGUGCUUUGGCUUAUUUGCACGAGAACCACAUUACCCACCGAGAUGUCAAACCCGACAACAUUUUGAUCCAGUCCCUCAGCCCUUUCGAUGUGAAGUUGACAGAUUUUGGUCUGUCAAAAAUGGUGGAUAACGAGCAGACCUUCCUUCGAACCUUUUGCGGUACACUGCUUUACUGUGCCCCAGAAGUGUAUUCUGAGUACGCCGAGUAUGACGACCAAGGUCGUCGAAACCCGCGCAAUAGAGUCAAGCGCGCUGCAGUCGGGCAACGAUAUGACCAUGCCGUCGAUGUCUGGUCCCUGGGCGGAGUACUUUUCUACGCCCUCACUGGCAGCCCGCCAUAUCCUGUUAGAAAUGGUGUAAGCUACUCAGAGUUGCUGCACACUAUCAUGACGCAACAGCUUAACACCGUGCCCCUUGUGAGAGCCAACGUCUCCCAGCAGGGCAUCGAAUUCCUGCGUCUCAUGUUGGAGAAGCGGCCCGAAAGUCGUGCGACGGUGCGAGAUUUGCAGUAUCAUCCCUGGCUGGGGGUUCAUAGACUCAGGCCACAACCAAGCGGCGAGCAGUCAUUUGACGAGAUCACUGACGAGGACGAAGAGCUGCAGAUCAACGCCUCCCAGCUCAGUCUUGAUGAAGGCCAAUCCCGUCAGACCGAGCCGUCAUUCGAAGAAGUAGUAGAUGAUGACUUUGUUGAUGAUUUCAUCGAAGAAGAUUCAGAAAAGGAGAAUGGGACCUUUGGCCCCCCCGGGCAUGGAGCAAGGCUGUUUGGAGAAGUCAACGUUUCAGCUGUUGGGAGUUCUGGGGCAAUACCAGAAGACAGGCUCAACCUGCCCAUCGCCGAUUCAGGCGUCUUGGGUGAUGAGAGCUUAGAGACAGAGAUCCGGGAUAGCUACGACUCAGGGGAUGUGUCGACGAUUAUUGGAAAGAAGUCGCGAAGCAGCGGGGCACGAGUGUCUGUUUCCGGCGCGGACGGUCAGUCGGCGGAUCAGCUGCAGAGCCUAGUUUUGAACGUCGCAUCCCAAAGCCUUGGCGCGACAGAGUAUGAUUUCCAGAUGAAGUCGGCAGCAACCUCACAUGUUGCUGAUGGCACUUUCUACACCGCCAGCAAACGAAAGCCACCAUCAGUGGACACAAGCGACGAGUUCGAGCCACAGCCUCGGGAAAAGCCAGUUUUUAAACGGCUCAAGUCGGAGGGAAAUCUCGACACGUUGGCGGAGGAGGAGAUGGAACAGUACAAACUCAUUGCUUCUGUGCCACAAAUCAAGAGGCUGGAAUCGGGACGUCAAAUCGAUAAGCCUUUCCACAAAAUGAGCUUCUGGGGAGGCGACUCGAAGACGUGGCAUCUUCGGUACCCGGAGAUGACACAACUCCAGUAUGACAUGUUUAAACAAGCUGCCCAGUUACGGGGCGAGGUAUUCGAGCCUGGCAAGUCUCCGUUGUGGGAGCUAGCAUUCAGGCACUUUCCGCCCAGCAAUGGUUUGCCUGCCCUACACACCAAUGAACAGUCAAGUAUCAACGACACAAAGACGAUGCUGAAAAGAGACGACAGGAAAGUACUGGACGAUAUCGAGUGGGACAUUCCUGCCACUGCUCCCGUACUCGACGAAGAUUCGCUGCCAGAUACAUUGCCACCAGAAACGCAGAGGAUCGUUGUUCCGGUCCUCCAAGAUGAGGGUACAAAGCGCGCAGUUGCUGUUCUAGAGUCAUCUCCCGGAUCAGUGGUAGAGGGAAUCUCUGUCCCGAUCACUGGCCUGCUGAUGUCUUGGGGCCGAGGCCCGGAGAACACCAAGGUAUAUGAGACAAAAACGGAGAUUAGGGUGCCCAAGUACGCGACUAAGAUUGUCCUGUGGAAGGAGGGCUUCGACCCGAACAAAUGGCGAAAGGGUCUUCCGUGGGAUAAGGACGAAAAAGGCGAGGGAUAUGCCUUUUACCUCUCAACAAAGGCAACCAAUGGUGUACUGCUUAACGGUCACGCCCUCCCUUCUCACGAUUGCAAGGACCCUACAAGCCCUUCCCGCAACUGGAUUCCCAUCUAUGACGGUGAUGAGAUCGUGGUCUGGGGAACUCCCGCCGAUACGAGUAAAACCAAGGUCACCUUCCGCUGCUUCUGGGGCGACUCAUCCAGGCCUCGUCCGGCGGAAGUCCCGCUCCAGCGUGUCUCGUCUCCGACGGCGCGCAAGAUCGAUGAUGUCUCCGCCAAAGCGGACAGGCGCAUACGACAGGCAGCGGAGCAGCGCAAGUUGAUGGACGCGGCUGCCAAGGAGUACGAUGAGCGCGAGCAAAACAUUGAGAGGGAGCGUGAGCGUAGUCGCAUCUUCGAGGAGAAACGUCUCGAGGCGCUGAGGUUCGUGACGCUCAGAAACGCUUCCAGGCGCGGGUCGCCGGCCAGCGCUCCGGCUACCACUGCCCUGAGAGGCCAGACCCCCAAUCUAGGUGUGCCGUCGCCGUUGCAAGACUCCCAGAGCCCCCCGACGUAG
Colletotrichum truncatum is the source of this 3660-nucleotide messenger RNA. Its product is annotated as meiosis-specific serine threonine-protein kinase mek1. Gene Ontology annotation, molecular function: protein serine/threonine kinase activity; protein binding; ATP binding. Lineage: Eukaryota; Fungi; Ascomycota; Sordariomycetes; Glomerellales; Glomerellaceae. Gene Ontology annotation, biological process: mitotic DNA damage checkpoint signaling; protein phosphorylation. Gene Ontology annotation, cellular component: nucleus. The record is from RefSeq and is a predicted model, not a curated record.